GCAUAACAAAAACUUUAUCUGCUAUGGGAACAUCGCCAUUUUAUCAGUUUUAAACCAAUUAUUCAAUGGCAUUUCAUCUCAUUUGUAUCUUAAACCUCUUAUCGUGACUGAAUAAAAACUGUUGAUCAAUCAGACUUUUCAGUUGAUGGUUCUAGCACAGCAGCAAAAAUGGUCAGAUUUGUAGUUUACAUAGGUCUGACUCUUAGUGUCAGUCUUGUGGCAGCUAAUCCAUUAUGGAAUUCGAGUGUCCUGUACACAGCUGAUGGAGAUAUACUCACCCCACCAGAAGGUUCCAUUGUGCAGCAAGCACGUGUUGGUGACAAGCGCUGCAUAACAGGACUUGGCUGCUUUGAGUUAACAAAAGAUUUCUUCCACUUCCGCUACCGUCCAAUAAAUGUGUUGCCUCAGGACAGAUUGACUGUUGGGACCCAAUUUCAUUUGUACACGAAACUUCAUCCCAAAGAAGUCCACUACUUGGAUGUGAGCAAACCAAAUGAGAUCACGAGCUCUCCUUUGGAUCCUACACACGAGACAAAAUUCAUUGUUCAUGGCUUCAUUGACAGUACAUUUUAUGGAAAGUGGAUGGAGCAACUUAAAGACAAUUUGUUGCUACAAGGAGAUUAUAACGUCAUAGUCGUUGACUGGAGCAAAGGAAAUCGAUUACCUUACACUCAAGCUACAGCCAACACUCGAGUCGUGGGAGCCGAAAUUGCUUUAAUGAUUGAAACCUUACAGAAACUUUUGAACGUUAACCCAAUGGAUUGCCAUAUCAUUGGUCACAGUCUUGGCUCACACAUUGCUGGCUAUGCUGGGGAAAGGUUGAAGAAGGUCAAACUAGGACGAAUCACUGCUGUUGAUCCUGCUCAACCAUACUUCCAAAAUAUGCCUCCUAGCGUGCGAAUUGAUCCCACUGAUGCUGAUUUCGUUGACGUCAUCCACACCGACUCCUCCUCAGUGAAGUUUCUGGCUUUAGGAAUGUCCCAAGCUGUUGGACACGUUGACUUUUACCCCAACAACGGACAGAACCAACCCGGAUGUAAAGGGGCAGCCGUACAUUCAAUCUUCUUGGAAGGACUUUUUGAUGCCAUACGACGUUUCACUUCUUGUAAUCAUCAAAGAGCUGUUGAUUUUUUCAUUUACUCCAUCAAUUACAAGAGACUUCCUCCGGUUGGUUAUGAAUGUGAUAGCUACGAGGAUUAUUUAGCUGGUCUAUGCCAUGAUUGUGGAAAGGAUGGUACUAAGUGUGCAAUCAUGGGAAUGAGAGCUAUUGAGUAUAAGCCAAAGAAAAAUGACAAAAAAUCAGUCAAAAUGUUUUUAUCCACUGGUUCAAACGUACCUUUCUGGCUGGCAUCAUACCAUGUCUCUGUAAAGUUGCAGAAAAAAGCUGGGGCUAAAAAUAGGAAAGGAGAAAUAACUUUGACUGUUCAAGGAACCAAGAAUACGUACACCCUCAAGUUAUCAUCGAAGUCAAAAGAUCUUGUACAUGGAUCAACAUACGACUUUCUCGUAACGCAGAAUGAUGAAUUAGGGGACAUAAAAAGUGUUACAUUCUCAUGGGUUAAUUCUGGCCUUUCUAUACUUCAGAAGCCUACUAUUUUCUUGGAAAAUGUCCAAAUAUCUCCGAUGAACGUUGCAGAUACCGUUCAACGUUCACUAGAAACGAAAAAGUAUUGUAACAAAGGAGGCAAAGCAAUUGAUUCCAAAAAGUCAGUGUUGCUUACUGCAUGUUGAAGACUCAAAGAUUCAAAAUGACAUAAAUGCUGUGUUACUUGUAAACAAAUCUGGUCUCUACAAUAAAAAAACAAGUUUUUGUUUAUUGUCA
This is a messenger RNA of Uloborus diversus, 1822 nucleotides long. Its product is annotated as pancreatic lipase-related protein 2-like. The record is from RefSeq and is a predicted model, not a curated record. The transcript is spliced from 10 exons. NCBI's taxonomy places the organism in Eukaryota, Metazoa, Arthropoda, Arachnida, Araneae, Uloboridae. Gene Ontology annotation, molecular function: protein binding; triacylglycerol lipase activity. Gene Ontology annotation, biological process: lipid metabolic process. Bases 169 to 1731 code for a protein of 520 amino acids.